Tachysurus fulvidraco (yellow catfish) is the source of this 1805-nucleotide messenger RNA. RefSeq names its product ubiquitin specific peptidase 14 (tRNA-guanine transglycosylase) (gene usp14). Gene Ontology annotation, molecular function: protein binding; cysteine-type deubiquitinase activity; proteasome binding. NCBI's taxonomy places the organism in Eukaryota, Metazoa, Chordata, Actinopteri, Siluriformes, Bagridae. The record is from RefSeq and is a predicted model, not a curated record. The coding region runs from base 166 to 1650 and encodes 494 amino acids. Gene Ontology annotation, biological process: regulation of proteasomal protein catabolic process; proteasome-mediated ubiquitin-dependent protein catabolic process; protein deubiquitination. The transcript is spliced from 16 exons.
AACAGAUAGGUUCGAUGAGCUUCCCAGCGCGUGCAGACGCAGCGUCAUUCAGCGCUACAUGUUCGAAUGAAAGCGGUCCGUGCGCGCGCGCAGGUUUAAACAGGAUUCCCACACACAGACACACUUACACACGGACACGGACACGGACACGGACACGCCAUCGCCAUGUCUAUAUUCACCGUAAAUGUGAAAUGGGGCAAGGAGAAGUUCGAGGCGGUGGAGCUGAACACCGAGGAACCCCCGAUGGUGUUUAAAGCCCAGCUCUUCGCUCUGACCGGCGUUCAGCCAGAUCGACAGAAGGUCAUGAUUAAGGGAGGAACGCUAAAGGAUGAGGAGUGGGGAAAUAUUAAGAUCAAAAACGGAAUGACGUUCUUGAUGAUGGGAUCGGCUGACACGCUGCCCGAAGAGCCGGCCGUCCGUCCGAUGUUUGUAGAGGACAUGACGGAGGAACAGCUCGCUUCAGCCAUGGAGUUACCGUGUGGACUGACGAAUUUGGGGAACACGUGCUACCUGAAUGCCACAGUGCAGUGUCUCCGCUCAGUGCCUGAACUCAGAACCUCUCUCAAGAAGUAUUCUGGUGCGUUGAGGUCCUCUGGGGCAAAUGUGCCAUCUCAAUACAUCACAGCAGCUCUGCGUGACCUGUACGAGUCGAUGGAUAAAACGUCCUCUAGUAUCCCCCCAAUCAUCUUGCUGCAGUUCCUGCAUAUGGCCUUCCCUCAGUUUGCUGAGAAAGAUGAUCAGGGACAGUACCUACAGCAGGAUGCCAAUGAGUGCUGGGUUCAGUUGAUGCGGGUUCUCCAGCAGAAAUUAGAAACUCAAGAACCUGAAACCCCCAUUCAGAUGAGUGACAGUGAUGGCGGCGCUGCAGCUUCAGCCGCAAAGAAAAACUUCAUUGACCAGUUUUUUGGGGUGGAGUUUGACACUACAAUGAAGUGCACGGAGUCAGAGGACGAGGAACCCGUCAAAGGUAUGGAGAACAAUCUGCAGCUCAGCUGCUUCAUCAACCAGGAGGUGAAAUAUCUGGCAACCGGCAUUAGAUUGCGACUACAAGAGGAAAUAACAAAAUUUUCUCCGUCUCUACAAAGAGACGCUCUCUAUACCAAAUCGUCUAAAAUCAGUCGUCUCCCAGCGUACCUGACUGUUCAGAUGGUUCGCUUCUACUACAAGGAGAGGGAGUCUGUUAACGCCAAAGUCCUCAAGGACGUGAAGUUCCCCCUCAUGCUGGACGUGUACGAGAUGUGCACUCCUGAGCUGCAGGAAAAAAUGGUGCCUGUGAGGUCCAAGUUUAAGGAAAUGGAGGACAGAAAGCUGGAGGAACAGCAGCAGAAGAUCAACAGGAAGAUCGAAGCUCCGAAAGAAGUGAAAUAUGAAGACUUUUCUUUUCCUAACGAUCUGGGCUCCAAUAAUAGCGGUUACUACGACCUGCAGGCCGUCCUUACGCAUCAGGGCCGUUCAAGCUCCUCUGGCCAUUAUGUCGGAUGGGUCAAGAGGAAAGAAGACGAGUGGGUGAAGUUUGAUGAUGACAAGGUGAGCGUGGUCACACCUGAGGACAUCCUGAAACUGUCUGGAGGCGGAGAUUGGCACAUCGCCUAUGUGCUAGUUUAUGGGCCGCGGCGUCUCGAAUGCGUUGAAGAAGAACAGAUACAAUAACACGCGCGCACACAAAUUUAAGUCCAUUCGUUCUCUCCGACCGUGCCUGCACUGACGCUAACACCACUUCUGUAUAAUUAUUGACUGAUGGCUUUUUGUCUCAAGAUAUCUGUGAUCUAAACACAAUAAAAAGAUGCAGAUGGUGUUGAACCGUG